AUGGGAGGAUGUUUUAUAUUAAUUUUUCAAGGGCUCAUUUUUAAUAUUUUAACCAAAUCCUCUUUUGGAUAUGGCGAUUUGGAUUUAAAUCCAAAUGAUUUUAAAGAAGAGUCAAUAACUGCAGAUAUGUGUUCGAAAGUUUACUCUGUCAAAUGGAGAAGCGUACCAAAGAAAAAAGAAUAUGCUGGAAAUUAUCAAAAUAAAAUUGGAAUUCAUACUAUACAGGAGUGUUUGAAUGCUUGUUGUGCUGAUAAAACUUGUAAUGUUGUAUUCAUGCACGGUCCAAAAUGUUUUCACAUUCAGUGUGUUAGUAAUUACGACUGUUUACCAGAGUUCAGAUCGGAAGAAAAAUUUCAAGAUACCAAAAUGAUAUUGGUAUCACCGGUCGGUUCGAAAGAUUGGGACGAUUCUUAUUUUUCAGCUUCACCCGAUGACGAAUACAGUGGUAAAGAUGAGGAGUCUGCAAUAUUAGAUCCCACUUAUUACACAUCAUCUGGUGGCAGAUCGUGUGAAAUUGGGGUGCUAAUGAGUUGCGGAAAAAAUGAAAUAUGCGAAAAUAUUUCAAUAGCAUCUAGUAGGUCUAGAAAUGGUAUUUGUCAGUGCAUGGAUGGUUAUUUAAGAGAUCAAACAGGCUCUUGCAUCCCAAAGAUGGAUGAAUCUGCAUUGAAAAUCGAUUUGAGCGAACCAUCAGUGUCUCAGACUACGAAACAAUUAAACGAUGGCGAACAAACAUCUUCGAAGCCACUGAAACCGAUAGUUGUUAGAGUUGUUCCCAAAGUUGUUAAACUACCAGAAAAUGAAGUCACACUUUCGGCUUAUACAGUGCCAUCAGAACAAACAGGAGAGCAUUUUAAUUUCAAUUGGAAAUUACUUGUGCAACCUGAAGGUGGUAACACUGGAGUCAUGACAGAACAAAGUGGAGGAACUUUAAAAUUAAGUCAUUUGAUUGAAGGGAUUUACAAAUUCAAAGUUACCGUCUCGGCUCCAGAUGCAUAUGGAGAAACAUUUACAAAUGUGACAGUUUUACCUCCAAACAGAAUUAAUAAGCCACCGGUGGUUAUAAUAACUCCUGCUGCGCAGACUAUUAAACUACCAAACACGGUAGCAGUUCUCGACGGGUCUCCCAGUUAUGACGAUGACAAAAUUGUCAGAUGGCAUUGGGAAUUACAAAGCGGUCCUCUCAAUUAUCAACCGACGUUAGGAGAUUCUCUGACAUUACAAUUAAAAGAUUUAAAUAUUCCUGGAAAUUACACUUUUAAGCUUACGGUUGAAGAUUCCGAUGGUGCUUCUAAUUUCACAACUGCCAACAUAACCGUCGUCAAAGGAACGGAUUAUCCCCCCGAAGCGAAUGCGGGAAAUGACGUCAUAGUUUAUUUACCGGUAAACAGUGUUACUUUAAACGGAAAUAUGAGUACCGACGAUAGGGGAAUAGUUUCGUGGGAAUGGACGAGAACGCACACCGGCCGGGAUAAAGCUGUCGACAUGCAGAACACUCGAACGCCUUAUCUACAACUUUCAAAUUUGGAAGAGGGAAUGUAUACGUUUGUUUUAAAAGUGAUAGAUAGUAGCGGUCAAUCUUCUCUGGCGGAAACUCACGUUUUCGUCAAACUUCCGACGAAUAAACCUCCGACAGCGAACGCUGGCGAAGACAUAAUUGUAUCUCUACCACGCACAUGGACGAUACUAGAUGCUUCCAUGAGUAAGGGUGAUAUAAAAAUCGAAUCGUACAAUUGGGAACAAUUGUCGGGACCUAAUAAAGCCGUACUCACGCCUGCCAACUCAUCCAAAUCAAAUGCAACGGAACUCACGAAAGGAAAAUACGAAUUUCAAGUGACCGUUGUCGAUUCGAACGGAAAUAGCGCUUCCGAUUCCGUUUUCGUUAUCGUGAAUCAAAAUGAAAAUGCUCCUCCGAAAGCGAAUGCCGGUGGAGACAGAACGGUUAUUUUACCCGUGAGUUUGAUAACUCUCAACGGUUCGGGAUCAACGGAUGAUUGGGCAAUUAAAAAAUGGGAAUGGACGCGAGAUAGUUCGAGUUUGGCUUUGGGAAGAGUUUUGGGAAAUUCCGAUAAGUCUCCUAUUUUACGGUUGACUGAUUUAAUACCCGGGAGAUUUGUGUUUAAAUUAAAAGUUACCGAUAAUCAGGGUUUGUCUGGAGAAGAUACCGUUUCAAUCAUAGUCAAACCGGAUCCAAAUUUAAAAAAUUUAGUCGAAUUAAUAUUAAAUAUCGAAGGGAGUUCAUUGACCGUUUCUCAGGAACAAUCGCUAGAAGCCAAAUUGAGUUUGUUAUUAAGAAAUGCUGUGAUACACGUUAGGCAAUUAACGACGGAACACAACACAGGUCGUGCCAUUCUAGUCUUUUACGCGGGUGACGUAGCCGGAGAUAAAACCGUCAUGUCGGGUCCGCAAGUCGUGACUCUACUCAAACAAAAACUUAAACAAGAUUCUAGUCUUUUAGAAUUGUCGGUUGCCAACAUUCAAACGGUCGUUUGCCAAAAUAAUUGUUCGGGUCACGGAACGUGCGACGAAAGUAGCAGACGAUGCUUGUGCGAAGCUUUUUGGAUGCAAAGUUUCGUUAGGAAAUAUUUCGGUGAUGGAGAAUCCAAUUGCGAUUGGAGCAUUUUGUACGUCAUAAUCGUUUUUUUCGCGGGUGCGUUCGUGACGGCCGGUUGUAGUUGGGGCAUCACUUGUUUAAUACAAAAACCUUUUCGAAAACCGAGAAAACGACAAAGGUAUUCGCUGAUAGACGACGAAGAAGAGUCAACAAUGCGUGCUCUUAACAAAAGCGUCAUGGUAUCCGACACGGAUUCAGAUUCUGACGUUUUGUUCAAUGCUAGGGAUAAAAACGGAGGACAAGAUUUGAAAAAUGGGAAGCGACCCCCGCGAAACGGUUUCGUCAAAUUGGGAAAACGUAUUAAAACGUGA
Messenger RNA from Pediculus humanus corporis (human body louse), 2922 nucleotides. RefSeq lists its product as uncharacterized. Bases 1 to 2922 code for a protein of 973 amino acids. The transcript is spliced from 15 exons. NCBI's taxonomy places the organism in Eukaryota, Metazoa, Arthropoda, Insecta, Psocodea, Pediculidae. Gene Ontology annotation, cellular component: cytoplasmic vesicle; plasma membrane. The record is from RefSeq and is a predicted model, not a curated record.